AUUGACAUAUUUUUCAUGUUUUGAUUUUGUAUCAUUUCAAAUCGCGUUUCUACAUUAAUUUAUUUGAGAUUUAAAUAAUAUUACUCUAACUACAUGUAUAAAAAUAACUAUACUAUAAUAAGAAUGUCCUCAUCAUUUUAAAAACAUAAUUCUUCAUGGUGUUUCCUCAAGAAUUCAUCUCCCUACAACGAAAUCUACCUACAAUGACUGACGAGAGGAAUUUUCGUUCUUCCUACUAUGAAAAAGUCGGCUGUCGCGGUGUAGAAGAGAAGAAAUCUUUGGAGAUUCUCAUGAAAGAAAAACCAUGGGAUAGAGUGAAGUUAAAACAGUUUUGUCUGAGAUUUACUGUACCGGCCGCUUAUCGUAAUUUAGUGUGGAAAGUAUUAUUAGAUAUCCUCCCAGUGUAUCCAGAUUCCCAUCAAUUUGUGAUGGAGAUGCGCACAGAUCAAUACAACGAUCUGCUAUAUGCCGUUCAGAAGAUGGAUUUAGCCGACAUGUCUGGGCCGAGGAGUCAGAUACUAUUAGCCAUGUGGUUAUUGGAGCUAGAGGACAGAAAACCACCGAUAUUUCCCGAGAGCAAUUGUUCUUCAGCGGACACAUUCAUACCAAUAGCGAACACACUACUAGAGCUCUACGACAAUGAGGUGGACGUGUACUGGCUGACAAAGGGACUGAGCGAGAUUGUGAAGAACAUGCAGAAGGACCUCGGCAAACUCAAGGAGGCCUUCCAAAACAUGCUCGAGAAAGAAGACGCAGAGUUGUAUAAUCAUUUAAUAGAAAUAAAGGCAUUGGACAAGUUGCCGCUGACAAGAUGGUUUAACUGCUGUUUCGCUGGUGUCUUGGAUGAUACAUCACUUACUAAGAUAUGGGAUAAAGUAUGUAGUGGUGCGCCUAAAAUACUAUCAUUUGUUGCUGUCAUGUUGAUUGUCACGCUCAGGAGGAAUAUAUUGAGAGCUAAAACAGAGGAAGAGGUCAUUAAAUAUGUUUCAGAGAUCCCAGAACAGUGUGAAGAAGUAGUAGCAAAUAAGGCAAUUGAGCUCUGGCAAUACUAUGCCCAGCCACAGAAUGAUCAACUAGCAAAGAAAUGAUGUAUGACCUUCUAAUGAGCGCGUCUCAUUAGAAACAGGAAGAAAUAUGACUGUCUCGUUCUAGUGCGAUAGAGAGAGAUAGCAAUAAUAUUUAAAUGUAAAGAAAUUUGAAUAAGCUAUUUCGCUCUAAUACAAAUACCGAAUCAAGUGCUUCUUUGAGAUUAUAUUUGGUGAAUUUUAUAUGUCUUGCACAAAUUUGAAAUGUAAAGUUUUCUUACUGUAUAAAAUAUGUGCUUGUAAUAAAUAAAUAAUUGAUCAAAUGUAAGAAAAGGUUUUAUGAAUAUUUUAUGAAAAAUAAAUUUAUGUACGUAGUAAA
Colias croceus (clouded yellow) is the source of this 1404-nucleotide messenger RNA. It is a transcript of the gene TBC1d7, whose product is annotated as TBC1 domain family member 7. The record is from RefSeq and is a predicted model, not a curated record. Bases 156 to 1088 code for a protein of 310 amino acids. Gene Ontology annotation, biological process: activation of GTPase activity; negative regulation of TOR signaling. Gene Ontology annotation, molecular function: GTPase activator activity. The transcript has 6 exons. Lineage: Eukaryota; Metazoa; Arthropoda; Insecta; Lepidoptera; Pieridae.